AUGGCAUCAACUUCGAAUAAGAGGAGCAUUGACGAUUUAGAGUUAGAGGAGUGCUGCAGGGCCGUGAAGAGAAUGGCGAUUCGCUGGCCUCCUGCAACACUUGAGUCAGUGGAUGGAGACAAGAUCACGACAACUGCUGCUAAAAGCAAGAAAAAACCUUGGCGACUUCAGAUGCAGCCAAAAGAUAGAGUCCCACAGAAGAAGACAACUCAGCAGAGUUGCUCCCCUUUAAAGGCUUUGGAAGAGCAGAUUUCGGUUAUGCUGAAAGCAAUAAGAAACUCCUGUCCUAACAUCGAAGAAACCAAGACAAAGGCGGUAGAAGUAGACCUUACACCUAACCCCACAAAGAGAGGAAAACCCCGCAUGAAAGGAGCAAGGAAAAAGCCAUAUCAAAAAUCUGGCGGAGAGGACAACAAACGCAAAAAUCCCGAAAAAGACAUCCCCGUAGCCCCUUUACCUGUUUUGGUGGCACCUCCCAGCUACAACUUGUUACGGAGUGAGAGUACAUGUACCACCACCAAAACCAAAAAGAUAAAGUGUACAAAGACUAUUUCCUCUGUGACAGCAGACGUGGCGUGUUCAAGCAGCAAGAACACCGAUAAAGCUGGAAAUGCCACUCACAAACGUAAACAUCACAGACAAUCCGCAAAAAGCUCUAUCAAGAAGAGAAGAAUGAUCCCAGAAGACUCAUCUGUGGAAGAGCUCAUCAGCAAGUUUGCCGAAUUGGCACUGUGAAUGGACAAUUUACUUCCAACUUGCUCUGUUUAAUUAUUAUUGAUUUCAAUAUUAUCUGUUUGCCUUAAUCACCGAUUUAAAUAUAUUAAUUAAUUUUUUUAAAAAUCAAAUUAGAUAUGGAUCGUUUUAUAAAUUAUUUACAAA
Magallana angulata is the source of this 879-nucleotide messenger RNA. RefSeq lists its product as uncharacterized. The transcript is spliced from 9 exons. Bases 1 to 735 code for a protein of 244 amino acids. Lineage: Eukaryota; Metazoa; Mollusca; Bivalvia; Ostreida; Ostreidae. The record is from RefSeq and is a predicted model, not a curated record.